ACUCAGCCCUCUCCUCCUCUUCCCACUCCUCAUGUAAUAGCCAGGACCGCUUCAUUCUACUUAGUUUUCCUGAAUAGAUGUCUGCGGCCUCUACCAGCAGCAAAGAAAAGGAGGAGACCGCCAUCGCGGCUCCUCUUUCCUCCGCCGAGGUCGAAGACCUCUACGCUCAUCUGCCUGAACAUGAAGCUGCCAUCCUGCGCUGCCAGACCGAGGUCAAGCCGCCUCCCGUCUCCUUCUUCCGCCUCUACAGAUAUGCCACACCAUUUGAUUUGAGCAUCUUAAUACUUGGCUACUUCACCUCCAUCGCCGCCGGCGCCGUCCAGCCUCUCAUGACCAUCGUCAUGGGCUCGCUCACCCAAACAUUCACGAGCUAUUUCUCCAGCAACGGCAUCACCCCGGAGUAUUUCUCCCACGAGGUCAACAAGUAUGCCCUCUAUCUCGUCUAUCUUGGAAUUGCCAACUUUGUCUUCUCAACCGUCGAGUCAUUCAUUCACACCGACCGGGGCGAAGUUCUCGCCUCCAGAAUCCGCGAGGAAUAUCUCGCUGCAACCCUCCGCCAAAACAUCGGCUACUUUGACAACCUUGGCUCCGGCGAAAUCACAACCCGUAUCACCGCCGAUACAAACAUGAUUCAGGAGGGAAUGUCUGAAAAAGUCGGCCUCAUUCUCACUGGCGUUGCCACUUUUGUCACUGCCUUCAUCGUCGCUUUCAUAAAGUCAUGGAAGCUCACGCUCAUCAUUAUCGGUAUCAUCGUCCUCCUCAUCGGUGGCUUUAUGGUUAUUAGCGGCUUUAUGAUGAGCUGGGCAAAGAAAUCUCUCGAAGGCGCUUCUGUCGGCAGCACUCUAGCUGAAGAAGUCUUUGCUAGCGUUCGCAAUGUCCAGGCUUUUGGGCUACAAGAGCGAUUGGCAAAACAAUACGAUACUUAUUUGGUUAUCACCGAAUACGCUGCCUUCAGGCAAGGGCUUUGCUUGGCCAUCAUGAUUGGUUGGCUUUGGUUCUGCAUCUACUCCCUCUACGCCCUCGGUUUCUGGCAGGGUGCACAUUAUUUGACCGAAGGCUCUCUACACGUCAACCAGAUCAUCACCGUGCUCAUGUCUAUGCUCAUCGGAGCCUUCUCUUUCGGUCAAGUUGGUCCCAACGUCAGAAAUAUCACCAACGGUGUUACCGCUGCCGCAAAGAUCUACGCCACUAUCGACCGUGUUCCUCCUAUCGACUCACAUUCGAAUGCGGGCGAAAUACUGAGCUCUAUCUCGGGUGACAUCGAAUUGCACGACAUCAAGUUCAUCUACCCUUCGCGACCUGACGUCACCGUACUCGAAAACAUGAAUCUCAAAGUUCCGGCCGGAAAAACUGUCGCUCUCGUCGGUGCUAGCGGUUCUGGCAAAUCAACCAUCGUCGGCCUCGUCGAGCGAUUCUAUCUGCCUGUUGCUGGUCAAGUUACUCUAGACGGUCACGAUACCGCAGAGCUCAAUCUUCGAUGGCUCCGUCAGCAAAUCUCAUUGGUCUCGCAAGAGCCCACUCUCUUUGGAUGCUCAGUGUACGAGAACGUCGCGCAUGGACUGAUUGGCACAGAAUACGAGAGCGCGCCAGAAGAAGUAAAGAGAAAGCUUGUCAUCGAGGCCUGCGAGCUGGCAAAUGCGUGGUCAUUCAUCCAGACACUCCCUGAAGGUCUUGAAACCAACGUCGGAGAGCGAGGCUUCCUCAUGUCUGGAGGUCAGAAACAGAGAAUUGCAAUCGCUCGCGCUAUGGUCAGCAAUCCCAAGAUUCUGCUUCUCGACGAAGCUACCUCGGCGCUCGAUACAAAGAGUGAAGGUAUCGUGCAGCAGGCUCUCGAUCGUGCCGCCAAAGACCGCACCACGAUCGUGAUUGCCCACAGACUGUCGACGAUCAAAAACGCCGAUCUCAUCGUUGUCAUGUCAAAGGGCAAGAUUGUCGAGCAAGGAACUCACAACGAGCUGCUGAGCUUGAACGGGAUGUACGCUGAGCUUGUCGAGAAUCAGAAGAUUGAGAAGGAGAAAGAUCCAAAGAGCGCCGGAGUCAAGUCCGACGACGAAUUCGUCGAGAAGGGGUUGGAGGUUCAGGAGGAUUCGCAUAUCCUUGACAUGAUCCGGACAAAAACCAAGCAGUCCGUUUCUAGCGCCAAAGUGAAGCCGCUAGAUGCUUCCACAAAAAGUUACUCUCUGCCUGCACUUGUUAAACUCAUCUAUCGAUUCAAUGCUCCAGAGACAAAGAUAAUGAUAUUUGGAAUCUGUUGUUCCAUAAUCAACGGGUGUGCCUAUCCAACUCAGUCAGUGUUCUUUGCAAAGUGCGUUAGCGCUUUUGAGUACCCGGUUUCCGAAUAUGCCCGUCUCAAAUCACAAAUAAACAUGUUCUCUGGCCUCUUUUUCAUGCUGGCUUGCGUCCAAGGAAUUGCAUUUGUGCUCGGCGUCGGUGCCCUCAGCUAUGCCGCACAAAAACUAGUCCGACGUAUUCGCUACGAAAGCUUUCGCCAGAUGCUGCGCCAAGAUAUCAGCUAUUUCGACCGGGAUGAAAACACAACCGGCGCGCUCACAACAGUUCUGUCGACCGAUGCACAGGACGUUGAGGGCUUGAGCGGUGCGACUUUCGGACAGAUUCUGAACUCGUUGGUCACCUUGUUUGGCGGAAUGAUCUUGGCUAUUGCUGUUGGCUGGAAGCUGGGACUUGUGUGCACUGCCUGUGUGCCUUUGCUCGUGAGUGCCGGCUUUGGUCGUAUCCGAGUUUUGGCAAAGUUCCAGGAACGUGCGAAGAAAGCCUAUGAGAAAUCUGCCUCUUACGCCUGUGAAGCCACUUCAGCUAUCCGCACCGUGGUUUCUCUCACUCGCGAAGAAGACGUGUAUCAGACAUACAAGGCGUCUCUGAACCAGCAAGUAAAAGACAGUCGCGUGGCAACUAUGAAAUCAUCGUUGCUCUUCGGAGUUGCUCAGAGUCUCUCGAUGUUUAUCACCGCACUGGCGUUUUGGUAUGGUAGCCGCUUCUUGAGAACAGCCGAGUACUCAGUCACGCAGUACUUCAUCUGCUUUGUUGCUGUGAUUUUUGGAUCGCAGUCGGCCGGCGCUAUCUUUUCGUUUGCUCCCGAUAUGGGUAAAGCGAAGCAUGGCGCUGCAAACAUCCACCGACUUUUCGACUCGUUGCCGAUCAUCGACGCGUGGAAGAAAGAAGGUAUCGUGCCUGAGAAAGUCGUUGGCGAUAUCGAGUUUCGUGACGUACACUUCCGCUAUCCCACGCGACCGGAAGUUCCUGUCCUGCGCGGUCUCGAUCUCACAGUCAAGAGCGGCCAAUAUAUCGCAUUGGUCGGGUCGUCUGGAUGUGGUAAGAGUACAACUAUCGGUUUGCUCGAGUCAUUCUAUCUGCCUAUCCAUGGCCAGAUUCUUCUCGACGGUCAGAGCAUUCAUGAACUCAACAUCAACGCCUAUCGCCAACAGAUAGCGCUUGUCCAGCAAGAGCCUGUUCUGUACGCCGGAACUGUCAAGUACAACAUCAGCCUAGGCAGCGCCAACGAUGUCACCGACGACGAGAUCUUCGACGCCGCUCGCCAGGCUAAUAUCCACGAUUUCAUCAUGUCCCUUCCCGACGGCUACGAAACGCUCUGCGGAUCCAAGGGCGCGCUUCUUAGCGGUGGUCAAAAGCAGCGAAUUGCUAUUGCUCGCGCUCUCAUCCGGCAGCCGAAGAUUCUGUUGCUCGACGAAGCAACUUCCGCGCUUGAUAGUGAGUCUGAGAAAGUCGUCCAGGAGGCGCUGGAUAAGGCGUCCAAAGGAAGAACUACCAUUGCGGUUGCGCACAGACUCAGCACAAUUCAAAAAGCUGAUAUCAUUUAUGUUUUUGAAGACGGCAAGAUCCUUGAAUCUGGCACGCACCAAGAACUUCUCGCCAACCGUUCUAAAUACUACGAGCUUGUACAACUGCAAGCUCUCGAGAAAACAGCCUAAGUGGUUUCGCUUUCGUGCGUUUUCGCUUGUACGUUAUUAGUGUUUGUUUGCAUCUCCACGAUUUAUGUAUGUAUGUGUGUAUGUCCUGCGAUUGAGUUUGAAAGAGGAAUCUCCAAUCUGUAUUGGUAUUCAUUGGAUGUAGGUUUAGUUUGUAUGUUGCUAUAUUUUCGGUGCGGUGUACUAUGGCAUAUAUGAUGAUGUAUUUAUUUACAAAAAAAGUCAAA
This is a messenger RNA of Myxozyma melibiosi, 4171 nucleotides long. RefSeq names its product ABC multidrug transporter Mdr1. The transcript is spliced from 4 exons. NCBI's taxonomy places the organism in Eukaryota, Fungi, Ascomycota, Lipomycetes, Lipomycetales, Lipomycetaceae. Gene Ontology annotation, molecular function: ATP binding; ATP hydrolysis activity; ABC-type transporter activity. The record is from RefSeq and is a predicted model, not a curated record. Gene Ontology annotation, cellular component: membrane. Gene Ontology annotation, biological process: transmembrane transport. Bases 78 to 3947 code for a protein of 1289 amino acids.